Aedes albopictus (Asian tiger mosquito) is the source of this 1242-nucleotide messenger RNA. RefSeq names its product patronin-like. The record is from RefSeq and is a predicted model, not a curated record. The coding region runs from base 124 to 543 and encodes 139 amino acids. NCBI's taxonomy places the organism in Eukaryota, Metazoa, Arthropoda, Insecta, Diptera, Culicidae. The transcript has 3 exons. Gene Ontology annotation, biological process: negative regulation of microtubule depolymerization; cytoplasmic microtubule organization. Gene Ontology annotation, molecular function: calmodulin binding; microtubule minus-end binding. Gene Ontology annotation, cellular component: microtubule minus-end.
UCCUCUUCAAAUAUCGCUAAUUGGACGACUGUGCCGCAUAAAUUGUGACUGUUUUAUUGAGUAGGACACGAUUUUCCACCGAAUUUUCACUCUUUCGUUUUACCUCUCUUGCAGAAUGCCCACAUGACUGUGAUAGAAGCGCUGAUGGUGUUGUACGCUAAAGAAGUGGCUUCCAGUGGACGAAUUUCCAGUGCAUUAGAAAGAAUAUCUGGCCGCAGUGUGUCGCAAGGCGCUCAGCAUCACGAAGCUGCCUUACUGAGCUGGAUUUCGCACGUUUGCAGUGCGCUGAAAAGGCGCAUCGACUACGAGCUCACCAACGGAGUCGGAGGAAGUGGAGGUGCCGGCAGCCCCGCAGUCGAUGAAUACGGUCAACGGCUGCAGAGUCCGACGAUUGCACCGGUACGGGACUUCCGGGAGCUGUGCGAUGGAGUCUGUUUAGCCUACCUAAUAUCGUACUACUGUCCCAAACUAGUUCCUUGGCAUAGUGUCAAAUUUAAUCACGUACCAACGAUCGAGGUGAGUAGCCUUCUUUUGAAUAUGUGACUUUGAAAUCUCAUUUGCAUCGGAAGAAGAAAAACAAGACAGGUUCAGCCACGCUGCAGAUUUCGAUGCAAAUAAGUAGGGGAUGGUGGGGGAGUUGUUGACGUGAAGCUUUUUUUAAGAAUGAUUGUUGAAUAUAUUGUAAUCCGUUGAAAUACUUACACUUUCCGUAUAAUGUGUAAUUAGCUGAAACUGUUUUAAAGUGCACCGGAGAGAGAACCUUUUGAAGAAUCCGUGAACAUUCUUGACUAUGUGUUAUUUUAUCUAUAAACAUAGAUAUGUUAACUUUAGUGGUUUUUUGAGGCACGACGAAUAAAGGUUAUGCUUAUCCAGCCUCUAGAAAUUUCGUUAGAUCAAGUGGUAAGUUCAAUGCAUAUUCGUUAUCUCCAAGGGCUGCCUUUAGUAUGAGUCAUCAAAUCUACAAGCGUAACUGGAGAUCUCUCGAUAUAUUGCGAAUAAGGUUUAUAGUCACAUAGGUUCACACAUUCAUGUUCAAACAAUCCUUCCUUUGGUACCCCUGAAACUUCUCUAUUUUGGAACCCUUGGAGUUCCUUUGAAACUUCCAUUUAGACCCUCGGACUCUUGAAGCUUUCCAUACACUGACUGAAUGUUGAUAGCAUGUUUCUGAACUGAGAGAAUAUCAACUGAAUGCAACAUUUUCCAAGUGAGUGUUCCCAUCCCUGGUCUUAGAAGAGGUUUCAG